Mugil cephalus (flathead mullet) is the source of this 2392-nucleotide messenger RNA. RefSeq names its product transmembrane protein 26-like. Bases 235 to 1200 code for a protein of 321 amino acids. The transcript is spliced from 6 exons. NCBI's taxonomy places the organism in Eukaryota, Metazoa, Chordata, Actinopteri, Mugiliformes, Mugilidae. The record is from RefSeq and is a predicted model, not a curated record.
AGCUCUCGGUGACGGCGUUGAACUGCAGCAGACUAAGACUUUAUCGCAGCGCCAUAACUCUCCUGUAUCUGAUCGCCUGCCGGGGGAAACAGGAUGGGACCUUCUCUCUGGGCGGGACUUAAAGUUUGGUGAAUUGUUUCAAAAAUCCACUUUUCUUUCAUUUUUGCUCCCCGUGUGAGUAGCAGUCACCGGCUCUCUGUGUUCUGAACAGCUGGACAGCGACCAGUCGGCGUGAUGGUCCUCUUCAAGUUUUUGUGUGCGAUCAUCACCAGGGGCUUAUUCAUCCUGCUGUCCCUGAUCGGAGUGUGGAGGGUGACAUGGGUGAAGAAAGACCCCAUUUACUGGUUGCUGACUUUGCUGUUUUUACCGCUUGUUGUUGAAAUGAUAAUAACGCUGAGGCAACGAAAGGGACAGGAUUACAAAUGGUUUUCUCCACCUAUCUUUGUGUUUCUGUUAAGUAUCAUUCCCACCAUCUGGAUCCUGGAGCUCAACCACCAGGAAGACAAAUCUAGUGACCCACAGUGCAACAAGCUCAACUCCUGGGAGAAUUUGCGUCGAGUGAUCCACCUGAACGAGUCCAUGGUGAUGAAAAACGCCACAAUCGACUACCUGGCCAGUGUAAACCAGAUCUUUAACACCGUCUGCUCCAAUGAUUGGAUCCUGGCUCUUCACCAGAUCCUGCUCAUCCUCCUCAUUUUGGGGAAGUGGCUCCUACCACUGGGUGGUGGGGUCACAAGAGAUGAGCUGUCUCAGCUUCUUCUAAUUUUUGUUGGCACCGCGGCAGACAUUCUGGAGUUUACCAGUGAGACGCUGUCAGAUGUCAAAGAGAGCAGUCCUCAGCUGGUCUACAUCAUCCUAGCUGUGUGGACCUGGAGCAUGCUGCAGUUCCCCCUACAUCUGGCUGUUGUGAACUCCAAGCAAGAUGAGGAUGUCAGUCCGGGAGUCCAGGAGGGUUCCCUCUUGUCUAAACACAGCACUGACAUUUGGAGCAUCGUGGAGGCCUUGUUCAUCCAGGAUGGCCCUUUUCUGGUGGUCAGGCUCACCGUCAUGUUCCACUUCAAAGUCUUCCACCAAAUGCUCUGCUUCUUUGCCAUAAAGAAUUUUCUAGUUGUCAUACUGAACAUGUACAGGUUGCUCGUUAUAUUCCAGGACUUCAGAUCGUCCAGGCAAAGCAGUGGUAAUGGCAACCCUGUCCUCUGAUUCAGACAGGUCAACUACAGGAGUAGAUGGGACUCUGAGAGACGUAGGGGCCCAGCAUUUUAAAGGAAAAAAAGGAAAUGCUUGCUUUCUGUUUUCUUCUCACUCUAUCCUAUUUGGAAUCAAGAUAUCAGUGAGUAUCACUGACAGUAGAAGAAAGCUUUUAGCAACCAUUUGAUGAAGUUUCCAAGUUCACAAUCUGCACUUGACUGCCUAGAAUCCAAAUAGUUUCAAAGCUCGGCCAUUGCAAUUUCAGUCUCUCUGUCAGCUCAACUAACAGCAUUACAUUUUAUUAAGAAGCCCUGCUUCCAAAAUAAAUAAAGCAGGGCAGAACAGGAAAAAGGUGUGGGGUCCCAAGUAAAAAAUGUCUUGAAAUAAAUAAUGCACAUUACAAAGCUUGUCAACAUUGGGCAUUGACUUCUUUACAAAAAAAAAGUGCAACAUUUUCAGGCAGUAGUAGAAACCAGCCAACUAAUGCGACAAGAAUUUGGCAGAUUUUAAUCAGCGUGACUUCUCGUCUGAGUGGAAGUGAGGGCAGCGGGGACAGGAAGAGAGGACAGAGAUAUAAUGGAUUACCAGGAGGGUGUGAAGUGUUAGCUGAGAUUGAAGGAGAGAAAAUUCCUCAUCUAGACCCAGUCAGGAAGUUAAGACUGAUAUCGAAAUGUAUCCUGUUAUGUUAGAGAGAACCAGUUGGACAAGACUGGAUCAUCUUUCUAAUCAUUCGCUUUUGGCAUCUCAUGGAUAACCGCUCUUUGGAAUGCUUUUCACAAGAUAAAACCAUGAUUGUACUGAUUCAUAUCUUCGUGUCAUUCUAUGCUUACAUUUACUCUGAUGAGAAAAUAAAGAGACUAAAAGCACAUAAAGCUGCACUCAGGCAACAAGCUUUGCUGGAGCUGCAUGUGUGUAUGUGGCGCUUUUAAAAGGAAUUUACAUGAAGGCAAUUUAGGAUCUCAACUCAACUCAACAACAUCGUUAUAUCCUGUGUCUUGUACUUACCUUAUAAUAGUCUCGUUAUAUCUUAAUGUGGCUUUCUUGUAUAAUCUCUGCUCAUGUCCACAAAGCAAAGUUAUCCGAUGUCCAUGUUUCAUUUAUCAUCUUAAAUGUUUUUUUGUUUCUUUUUUUUUUCGUUUGUUUGGUGGUUUUUUUGUUAGUUUUUUUUUUUUUUGGCUCAAAGAAUAUAAAAUGUGACACCUGC